CGACAGCAGCGGCAGCAGUAGUAGCAGCUGUCGGUCGGCAGUGUCGUGGAAGAGCCCACACCUGACCCACGUCUCGCGAACCAAAUCGGCCGGGCACACAUGGUCGUGACUUACGCACAUCCGACCGGCCGACCGUCCGCCGCCAAAGUUUGAACCCGUUUUGCCGACCCGCCGGCCGCCGCCUGCCCAGAUAUUUUUGAACGCGUAAUCAUUAUUUCUCGCCAUCUCCCGAUGCUCGCCGGACGACGAUGACGAAGACGACCGCGUGCCACGGUGGACUGGCGAUCACGACGUGGUGGUGUUGGUGGUGCACAGCCGCUCUGGUGCCGUUCGUCAUCGGUAUGGCGACAUGUCUCAAGGACGUGUUCAUAGAAGUCCCCAUAGCGAUAAGAGAAGGUAAUACUGCCAUCCUGCGAUGUGACUAUGACUUAAAACAAGAAGCCUUGUACACAGUCAAAUGGUAUAAAGGCCGUCGUGAAUUUUUCCGUUAUGUGCCUAAAGAGUUGCCGCACACAAGAGUGUUCCCUUUGCCCUCUAUAAACGUAGACGUCAGCGAAUCAGGGCCAAACCAAGUGGUGCUGAGACAAGUGACGCCCGAAUUGGAUGGCAAGUACAGAUGUGAAGUUAGUGCAGACGCGCCAACAUUUCACACACAAAUUGUAGCUGCUUGGAUGCACGUUGUCCGGACAAUGGACGGCAAACCAGAGUUACAUCUUGAAAAGCCACAGUAUUCUCUUGGUGAAAAGUUGAGAGCAAAUUGUUCAUCUCCGCCCUCAAAUCCACCUGCAAAUAUCACUUGGUUCAUAAAUGAUAAAGGGCUGGGAAAUGGUCACAUGAUCAGAAUACCAUCAGUCAGGCCAUCCGGUGAAUUAUUUAAGACUAUCUCGUCAAUUGAAUACGACGUUUUAAUUGCUGGUAAGCUGAAGGUGAAAUGCCAAAGUGACAUAUACCACGUCAUUUGGUCGGAAACUGAAGUGAUGCUGGACGAAGAUAAACCAAGACUUGCGUCUAUUCUACAACCACAUGGUCAUUCGGCAGGAUUGAUGUCAUCUCCUUCGUUCAACAUAAUCUUAUUGAUCACAUGUGUGGUUAUAAGGUAACGAGUCCAACUUAAAAUGGGAAAAUGUUUCCAUCCGUUACCAUGUAAAAAUAUAGUGUAAAUUAUUAUAAUGCGUUGAUAAAGUAUAAAAUGUCGGUCAAAAUAAACCUCUAAUAUUUAAAUGGGUAUUUUGCCGAAAAUAUAUGAUAAACAGUGAAGCUACAUUUCUGCCAUAAAUAACUGAACAAUAUGUUUAUAACUAUCUACAUAAAAAAAAAAUACAUCAUUAUUAAACUCUUACCGAUUUAGCUACAGAUUUAUAUGUAUAUUUAAUGUGCAUAUUAUGAAUAUUUCAACUUGGAAAUAGUUUUGACUAUAUUUAUUAGUUUGGUUACAAAAUAUUAUAAAAAUGUAAAAGCAAUAGUUUUAACUCUUCGUGCAUUCAUAAGAAUCUAAUAUUUAUGUAAUUAACGACGCCAUGUUUUUGACAACUAUUUUUUAAAAACUGUAAGUAUUUUACAUAA
Molecule: messenger RNA, 1563 nt
Organism: Myzus persicae (green peach aphid)
Lineage: Eukaryota; Metazoa; Arthropoda; Insecta; Hemiptera; Aphididae
Product: B-cell receptor CD22-like
Exons: 6
Coding region: 249-1100 (283 amino acids)
Source: RefSeq, a predicted model, not a curated record